Messenger RNA from Entelurus aequoreus (snake pipefish), 2588 nucleotides. RefSeq names its product CD99 molecule (gene cd99). Bases 286 to 882 code for a protein of 198 amino acids. Gene Ontology annotation, biological process: homotypic cell-cell adhesion; positive regulation of neutrophil extravasation; T cell extravasation. The transcript is spliced from 12 exons. NCBI's taxonomy places the organism in Eukaryota, Metazoa, Chordata, Actinopteri, Syngnathiformes, Syngnathidae. The record is from RefSeq and is a predicted model, not a curated record.
UAUCGACUCAUGUAAAUUCUCCAAACGUGUUUUUUAUUGUUACACGGUACUGUGACAGAAACGCCUAGACAUAUUGGUAUGAGUCAUUUGUCACAUGAACGGAACGUGUUUUGAGUGGAACAACCCGCCACACCCCACCAGCCUUGCCCUGCCCAAAGUUGACUCAUCGGGGUUUUGUAAGUGGAUCCCAUCGAGCAGACAUGUUCUCUCUCUCACUCCUCUAGCACAAUCUUCCCAACUGUUUUUCAUUUAAGCUGCUUUACAAACCAGAGAAACCAAAGCAACAUGAAGUUUGUUUUGUCAGCCUGUUUACUUUUUCUCCUGGCAAAAGGCACAUUUACGCAGGAUGGAUUUGACCUGUCUGAUGCGCUUGAUGAUGUAGUGCCAACUCCACCAAAAGCAGAAGCCCCAGCAAAUCCUAAAGAGGAUGAUGGAUUUGACCUCUUUGAUGCCGUAGGACCAGAUGAACCGAAGAAACCUAAUAAACCUAAACCUAACCCUGGAGGUUCUGACCCAAAUGAUAAACCUGACAAACCUGCAAUCAAGCCCCCAAAGCAUGGAGGAGGUGGAGGCAGUUCUUUUGAUGAUAAAGACUUGUAUGACAUAGGUGGUGGAGAGUACAAGCCUGAGGGAGGAGGAGGUCGUGCUGACCAGCCCUACGAUACUGGUGAUCAGCCUCAAGAGGCUGGAUCCGGGACAAUUGCAGGAAUUGCCAGCGCCAUUGGAGUGGCUAUUCUAGGAGCAGCAUCAAGUUACUUUGCUUACCAAAAGAAAAAACUGUGCUUCAAGAUUCAAGGAGGUGCUGACCCAGAGAUGGGCAAAGGCCAUCAUGGUACCCAGUCUAAUCCUCAAGUUUUCAGCAACUUGCUCAACACAUCCUAGAGCGGCGUCUGCAUGAGUCCGCGCUGAAAGGAACGACAGUCCAUCUUUUCCAUGUCAGCUUCAUAUGCAGCCUGCCUUUUACCAUAAUACAUUUGACCAGCUUAACUGUUGUAUAUUAUUGUUGUUUGCUACUGUUAAACGUGUGUAUUCGCACAUCCUGGUGUUAUUUUAGCAUUGUGUUGUAUUUCUCUUGUUGUUUUUGUUCGGAAUAUUUCAUGUCUGCUAUGUUUGGUUUUCAUCACAUUAAGAUAGAAAUAUUUCAAAAGCUUAAUGUGGGUGGGUUUUUUUCCAGGCGACAUCGGGGAGAACUAUCAACUUUUCUCAAUUAUGACAAAUGCAAACCUGCUGGUGAGGAUUUUGAAGAUGUCCUAAUAAAAAGUAUUUUUCCCACCUUAAUGACAUGAAGUUACAAUUACUUUAAAAAGGGAAAUGUUUCUUGAAUAACAUCCCUCCAUCCAUUUUUUUCCCACUUUAUCUGGGUCUGGGAGCCCAGGCAGUCUUCCCUCUUUUAUAUUGCCAAAAGUAUUUGGCCACCCAUCCAAAUGAUCAGAAUCAGGUGUCCUAAUCACUUGGCCCGGCCAUUGGUGUAUACAAUCAAGCACUUAGGCAUGGAAAGUGUUUCUACAAACAUUUGUGAAAGAAUGGGCCGCUCUCAGGAGCUCAGUGAUUUCCAGCGUGGAACUGUCAUAGGAUGCCACCUGUGCAACAAAUCCAGUCGUGAAUUUUCCUCGCUCCUAAAUAUUCCAAAGUCAACUGUCGGCUUUAAUAUAAGAAAAUACAAGAGUUUGGGAACAACAGCAACUCAGCCACAAAGUGGUAGGCCACAUAAACUGACAGAGAGAGGUUAGCGGAUGCUGAAGUGCAUAGUGCAAAGAGGUCGCCGACUUUCUGCGCAGUCAGUUGCUACAGAGCUCCAAAUUUCAUGUGACCUUCCAAUUAGCCCACGUACAGUACGCAGAGAGCUUCAUGGAAUGGGUUUCCAUGGCCGAGCAGCUGCAUCUUAGCCAUACAUCACCAAGUCCAAUGCAAGGUGUCGGAUGCAGUGGUGUAAAGCAGUGAAAGGAACUUUGAAUGCUCCGGGAUACCAAAACAUUUUGGACAAUUCCAUGCUCCCAACCUUGUGGGAACAGUUUGGAGCGGGCCCCUUCCUCUUCCAACAUGACUGUGCACCAGUGCACAAAGCAAGGUCUAUAAAGACAUGGAUGUCCGAGUCCGGUGUGGAUGAACUUGACUGGCCUGCACAGAGUCCUGACCUGAACCGAUAGAAGACCUUUGGGAUGAAUUAGAACAGAGACUGAGAGGCCUCACCAAUGCGCUUUUGGAAGAAUGGUCGAAAAUUCCUAUAAACACACUCCGCAACCUUGUGGACAGCUGUCCAAGAAGAGUUGAAGCUGUAAUAGCUGCAAAAGGUGGACCCACAUCAUAAUGAAUCCUAUGGGUUAGGAAUGGGAUGGCACUUCAAGUUCAUAUGUGAGUCAAGGCAGGUGGCAAAAUACUUUUGGCAAUAUAGUGUAUGUACUAUAUACUAUGUACUAUAUAUACUACACAGGUGUACUACAAUGCCUCCUCCUGGUUGGCACGUCUGAAACAUUUCACAGAGGAGGCGUCCAGGAGCCCUCUCCUACUCUGAGCUCCUAGCAGAUAACAAACUCCUCAUCCUAUCCCCGAGUGUGAGACAGUAAAUAAACCCACUUUUUUGUGAUUGA